Messenger RNA from Anguilla anguilla (European eel), 2083 nucleotides. Its product is annotated as transcription factor Sp9-like. The coding region runs from base 113 to 1438 and encodes 441 amino acids. The transcript has 2 exons. The record is from RefSeq and is a predicted model, not a curated record. Gene Ontology annotation, molecular function: DNA-binding transcription factor activity, RNA polymerase II-specific; RNA polymerase II cis-regulatory region sequence-specific DNA binding. Gene Ontology annotation, biological process: regulation of transcription by RNA polymerase II. NCBI's taxonomy places the organism in Eukaryota, Metazoa, Chordata, Actinopteri, Anguilliformes, Anguillidae.
GUAGUUUUAGUUCCGAGCAGUGUGUCAUCAGUCUCGUGAAUGCAGAGGAGCGCAGUUUUACUGAAGCUGAUGCUCCACGUUGUAGCCUGUUCAAAAUAAGCGGCCCAUAGCUAUGGCUGCGUCUAUACUUGGGGAAGAACCACGUUUCGGAACGACUCCUUUAGCCAUGCUGGCUGCAACCUGCAACAAAAUUGGUAACACCAGUCCCCUCACCACACUGCCGGACUCCAGCGCUUUCGCCAAGGGCGGCUUUCUCCCGUGGAAAAGAUCUUCCAGUUGUAACUUGGGGUCCAGCCUUCCAGGGUUUGCCGUGGCGACAAGCAGAGGAUCGACUGGAUCAACAGCAACUUCUGGUACAAGCAGCGGCGCGUUUUGUUUAGCCUCUACAUCUCCGACCCCAUCUGUAUUUACCACAGAAUACAGCCUGUUUUCCAACUCGGGAACUGUGUCAUCAUCAGAAUCGGGACAGUCAGCCUUCCUUGCCCAAGUUCACACUCCCGCAGAGUCCCUAUACCCGCGGGUAGGCAUGGCGCAUCCAUAUGAAUCAUGGUACAAAUCUGGCUUCCACUCAACCAUUUCAGCCGAGGUUGCAAACGGGACGUCUCCUUGGUGGGAUGUCCACAGCAGUCCAAGCUCGUGGCUUGAGAUCCAAACUCCAGCUAACACUCUGCAAACUUCUUUGCACUCCGGAAGUCCCCAGACCAUUCACUCUCAAGUGAGUGGCUAUAACACUGAUUUAUCCCCUUUGACGUACUCCGCCUUCAGCUCUACUGGGAUAAGCCCAACGGCGUCUCAUCUUCUGUCCACGAGUCAGCACCUGUUGACACAAGAAGGAUUCAAACCCGUGAUCCCCACAUACACGGAUUCUUCCGCUGCUAGCGCCAUGAUCUCGGGAGCCACUUCUGGACUAGCGGGCUCAUCAAGGUCCUCCAGGAGGUACUCGGGAAGAGCGACCUGCGACUGUCCAAACUGUCAAGAGGCUGAACGGUUGGGUCCCGCUGGAUGCAGCCUCAGGAGGAAGGGACUGCAUAGCUGCCAUAUCCCGGGUUGUGGUAAAGUUUAUGGUAAAACGUCUCACCUGAAGGCCCACUUGAGAUGGCACACCGGAGAGAGACCGUUUGUGUGUAACUGGCUUUUUUGUGGUAAAAGAUUCACGAGAUCCGACGAACUGCAGAGGCACCUUCGCACCCACACCGGAGAGAAAAGAUUUACUUGUCCCGUGUGUAACAAACGCUUCAUGAGGAGUGACCAUUUGAGCAAGCACAUUAAAACUCACACUGCUGAAGGCGGAGACAAGAAGGGAAGCGACAGCGACACCGACACAAGCAACUUGGAGACCCCCAGAUCCGAGUCUCCGGAACUCAUUUUAGAGGGAGUGAACGCCAGAGUUGCGGUCAAGGACCUCAACGUUACGACUCAUAAAAGAUAUGAGUCAUAGUUAUGAAAUGCAAAUAACUUUGUACAUUGACAAACAAUUACAUUUAAAUGGCAUUCUUUAUUUUUUAAAAACGAGUCUGGAAUUUGUGAGACGCUAAGGCUGCGAAGUGUGUCUGAAAAAGAUUUCAUAUUUGAAAAAGCAACUCUUUUAAAAUAAAAAAAACACAGUGAAUACACCGUAAUUAAAUAUAUACAUAUAUUUUUACAACUUUCACAACGAUUGUAUGAAAUGCAUUACGAAUGGUAUGAGUUGUAUGAGAAAGAUAACAUGUCUUUCAGACCGUUCAGCAAAGUUAAUUACUUCUGAGUAGGCAUCAUGUGAAAAUAUGUAAAUUCUCAUUUUUUUGACAUAUAUCAACGAGGAAAGUGUUAUUCAUAUUCUUGUAAAUAUUAAUUAUGAUUGUGUUGUCUCUUGGGUUCCUGCAAUUCAGGGUUUUGUUUCGAAGCACUUUGUGGAUAACGUAGCCUAUAUAAACAGCUAUUUAAAAUAUUUUCUUUUCUUAGAUGUUUUGAAAUUCUAAAAACGUUACAAGCGUCAAAACGUUAUUGCAGCACAUUAUGAACGUUUAUUUGUAUAAAACCAAAAAAUAUAUAAUGGCACAAGAUUUUCAUUUCCUGAAAUAUUAAAGAAACCUACAUGAAAAUA